Electrophorus electricus (electric eel) is the source of this 2907-nucleotide messenger RNA. RefSeq names its product RAB14, member RAS oncogene family, like (gene rab14l). NCBI's taxonomy places the organism in Eukaryota, Metazoa, Chordata, Actinopteri, Gymnotiformes, Gymnotidae. The record is from RefSeq and is a predicted model, not a curated record. Gene Ontology annotation, biological process: endocytic recycling; phagosome maturation; defense response to bacterium. Gene Ontology annotation, cellular component: recycling endosome; phagocytic vesicle; trans-Golgi network. Gene Ontology annotation, molecular function: GTPase activity; GTP binding.
AGUUUGUGUCAGGAAAACAGGAAGAGGGUGACCAAACGACAACAGAACCAGUUUUGGUCGUAUUUGGAAUGUUUCACCUUCAAGUCGUUAUCAAAUCAUCGCUAUUUUUUAUAACGUUAAGAUAGCCAUUUCCUUCAACCGAGACUGCUUUGUUGUAGAGCCACAAUGGCCACAGCACCGUACAACUACUCCUAUAUUUUUAAGUACAUCAUCAUUGGGGACAUGGGGGUAGGAAAGUCAUGCUUGCUUCACCAGUUUACAGAAAAGAAAUUCAUGGCGGACUGCCCCCAUACAAUCGGCGUGGAAUUCGGGACGCGAAUAAUCGAGGUGAGCGGGCAGAAGAUUAAGCUGCAGAUCUGGGACACGGCGGGGCAGGAGCGCUUCAGGGCGGUCACACGCAGCUACUACAGGGGUGCUGCCGGCGCCCUCAUGGUGUACGACAUCACUAGGAGAAGCACAUACAACCACCUUAGCAGCUGGCUGACUGAUGCAAGGAACCUCACAAACCCCAAUACUGUGAUCAUUCUCAUAGGCAACAAAGCAGACCUGGAAGCUCAGCGAGAUGUGACGUAUGAAGAGGCCAAACAGUUUGCUGAGGAGAAUGGAUUGCUAUUCCUGGAAGCAAGUGCAAAAACAGGCGAGAACGUGGAGGAUGCCUUCCUGGAGGCGGCGAAAAAAAUCUACCAAAACAUUCAGGAUGGCAGCCUGGACCUAAACGCAGCAGAGUCUGGGGUUCAGCACAAGCCCACUGCGCCUCAGGGCGGCCGACUAACCAGCGAGCCACAGCCUCAGAGGGAAGGAUGUGGCUGCUAAUGACCAACACUACCGGCCUACUUUCCUUCAUACCUACCUACUCCACCUGGCACCCACCCUGAUCUUCUGCUCAUUCUCCCCCUCCUCCAUCACCCCAUUCAGGCCUACAUCCGUACUGCCCUGACCCACAGGGGGAGCAUGAGCAAUGGCUGACGACAGGAGAGAGCAACAGACACGACUGGCUGUUUGUCAUCUCCUCCUUCUUUCAUUGCUUACCUGUUUACCUGCCUUCCCCCCCCUCGUCUUCUCCCUUUCUCCUUUGAGCUGACUAUAGCUGGCAAUGUUAACUGUCACUGGAUACAUCAGGUGAUACAGACCUGUUGAAGGAAAACCUGGGGUUACUGACUGAGAGCCGAACCGAGCAGGCUGGUGUUUUUUUUAUUCAUUCGUUGUACAGCUCACUAACACAAUUCAAAGUUUAUCCAUAAGGAACUCAGAAUCCAGGGCCUUGUAGAAAGAAGCACUGGGUGAAUUGUUAAUUAUCAAUGCUUGGUUCAGUUUAGAAAAGCUUUUUAUUAUUUAAGAAAACAGGAUUCUACUGAGAUCAGUAAUGAAGUUUGGCUCUCAGAGCUGAGGGAUAGAAAUGACUGUAAUGUCAGGUUUGAUGCAGCCACAGGGAAAUGUGGCUCACAGUAGUUCUGUGACUUAAGAUUAAAGUCAUUUGAAUGGUGUCUGUAAGACACCAAGUGGUGGUUGAACGUGUAUUGGUCAAUGAGAUUUCUGACCUUGGUCCAUUCUGGCCAUGGCCUUUAACUCACAGAGAGAACACCCAGUCAAAAUCUUGGAACAUUGCUUCCUAGUGCUGAACAUACAACACUGAAUCGUUAAGGAACAGCCACCACAAACAUCAAAUGCAGGUUCUAUACAGACAGCACAUGGAAAGGAUUUGGGCGGAGGGGGAAUUCUCAUCAUUGUAAAUGUAUAUGGGUGGAGAGCAGGCAUUUCACACUCAUAAUGUGUGCAAUUUCUUUUUUGGGGCUAGAGGGGAUGGGUCUUUUAUCAGACAUCUGUGACAAUUUAAAAAAAGGCACCUCCCCUGACCCCCCCUUUAAUUCCCCACCCCAUCAUUUCAUUGCACCAAUUCCCUCUCACUUACUUUCCUAUUCAACCAUAUUGAGUAGAACUUCAUCUGUCCUGACCAGCGGGUUUUUUUGUUGCCUUAUUAUAUAACUAAAUGUUAAUAUUACCAUCACUGUUUAAUCUUACUUUGCUGCACUUACUCAGCAUACUGCAGACUGGAUGUCUUUGUCAAAAUAAAACAUACUGUUUUACAAUAUUGCUACAUUUUUAUUUUAGAUCUUGACAGGAAAAAGCUUUGCAUACUUUUGGCUGUAAAUUUGACUGGCUGCUGUCAUAUAGGCUUGUAUAGUAACACCACAGACCUCACCAGAACAGCUUACAAAGCAGUGCUAGGGAUCUACUAUAUAAUUUGAUUCAUGUAUACGCUUUUCUUAUUCAGCAGCUGUAUAUAAGGCUAAAUAUCUGUUGGUGGUGAUGCAAAACAGGGCAGGGGAUAUUCAACAGCACUGGCUCUAAUGUAUAGCUAAUAUUUGUGAGUCACUGGUAACUCUUACCUAGGAAACUAACCUUUUCUUAUUGAAUGUCAGUGUGGACAGGCUCACUUUCUGGGCACUGGAUGUUCUGUUAAAAUUCCACAUUGUACCUGUUUGCUGGCUACAAGUAGCAAACUCAAAGCAGGGACUGGUGCAGCACUUAAGUUUGCAACUUUACUUGUAUGUGGCAAACAAAAAGAGCAAAUGAAAUCAUAAGAUCAUCCUUUUAUCAAUGUCCUCAACUCUUACACCAGACGUUCUUCAGGGAGGAUUUUGUUUGAAAGCUGAGGACUGAAAGUUUGGUAUGCUGUAGGGGGAGUGAAGGUUUUAGGGUUUAGUCUUGUUUGUGCUCUGCCCAUCUCUUUGCUGUCUGAAUCGCCACUUCUGGCUGUGUGCUGAUUUAAAACGUAUGUAUAAAUUUAUACAUAUGUAUAAAUUUUUGAAGGAGCUGUGCUAACAAAAUGCGUUAUUACGUGUAUAUGAUUAAGAUGUUGACAUUUUGAUUUUAAUAAUAAUAAAAUGUUCUAGACAGAAAAUAUUA